This is a messenger RNA of Drosophila ficusphila, 3475 nucleotides long. RefSeq names its product calcium-transporting ATPase sarcoplasmic/endoplasmic reticulum type (gene SERCA). Gene Ontology annotation, molecular function: ATP hydrolysis activity; P-type calcium transporter activity; ATP binding. Gene Ontology annotation, biological process: intracellular calcium ion homeostasis; calcium ion transmembrane transport. The coding region runs from base 294 to 3356 and encodes 1020 amino acids. NCBI's taxonomy places the organism in Eukaryota, Metazoa, Arthropoda, Insecta, Diptera, Drosophilidae. The record is from RefSeq and is a predicted model, not a curated record. The transcript has 9 exons. Gene Ontology annotation, cellular component: membrane.
GUAAUGCGCGGCCCGAGACUUAGUGCAAUAGUUAUCAGCACCCAUAUUCAGAAAAAGCGCCAUGGCCUAUAAUAUAUAGAGAAUCUGUGGAAAAAAGUACUUAACACACGCAGUGCGUCGUUUGCGAGGCUAACGUAGGAGCCGACUUCCGGAACACAAUUCCCUCAUUGAUCUGCCUGUCUGAAAACGCAGAACCUGAAAACUGCGUCUGUUGUGCGAAGUGACACGUGUGUGAAUCUCAUAAGCGGAGCGAUUUGGCAAGGGCUACUGAACGAAGAGGAUAACGAAUCAAGAUGGAAGACGGUCACUCGAAAACCGUCGAACAGGCUCUCACCUUUUUCGGAACGGACGCAGAGCGCGGCCUAACCCUCGAUCAGAUCAAGUCGAACCAGAAGAAAUAUGGACCCAACGAGUUGCCGACCGAGGAAGGAAAGAGCAUCUGGCAGCUGGUCUUGGAACAGUUUGACGAUCUGCUGGUGAAGAUUCUGCUGUUAGCAGCCAUCAUCUCAUUUGUUCUCGCCCUUUUUGAAGAACACGAGGAAACGUUCACUGCAUUUGUAGAGCCCCUAGUUAUUUUACUUAUUCUGAUAGCCAACGCUGUGGUCGGAGUAUGGCAGGAGCGUAACGCCGAGUCGGCCAUCGAGGCCCUCAAGGAGUACGAGCCCGAGAUGGGCAAGGUGGUGCGCCAGGACAAGUCUGGCAUCCAGAAGGUGCGCGCGAAAGAGAUCGUUCCCGGAGACCUCGUAGAGGUUUCCGUCGGCGACAAGAUCCCAGCUGAUAUCCGCAUCACCCACAUCUACUCGACUACCCUCAGGAUUGAUCAGUCCAUCCUUACCGGAGAGUCGGUGUCCGUCAUUAAGCACACGGAUGCGAUCCCCGAUCCCCGCGCCGUCAACCAGGACAAGAAGAACAUUCUGUUCUCCGGCACCAACGUGGCCGCCGGCAAGGCCCGCGGCGUCGUUAUCGGAACCGGCCUGAGCACCGCUAUUGGCAAGAUCCGUACCGAAAUGUCCGAGACCGAGGAGAUCAAGACGCCUCUUCAGCAAAAACUCGAUGAGUUCGGUGAGCAGCUUUCCAAGGUCAUCUCCGUCAUUUGCGUGGCCGUGUGGGCCAUCAAUAUUGGCCACUUCAACGACCCCGCCCACGGAGGUUCCUGGAUUAAGGGCGCCAUCUACUACUUCAAGAUCGCCGUCGCUCUGGCCGUGGCAGCCAUUCCCGAGGGUCUGCCUGCCGUCAUCACCACCUGUUUGGCCCUGGGCACUCGCCGUAUGGCCAAGAAGAACGCCAUCGUACGCUCGCUGCCCUCUGUGGAGACCCUGGGCUGCACCUCCGUCAUCUGCUCCGAUAAGACCGGCACACUCACCACCAACCAGAUGUCCGUCUCGCGCAUGUUCAUCUUCGACAAGGUUGAGGGUAACGACAGCAGCUUCCUGGAGUUUGAGCUGACCGGCUCUACCUAUGAACCCAUCGGCGAGGUCUUCUUGGGCGGCCAGCGCGUCAAGGCCUCCGAUCACGAUGCCCUGCAGGAGCUUUCCACCAUCUGCAUCAUGUGCAAUGACUCUGCCAUCGACUACAAUGAGUUCAAGCAAGCCUUCGAGAAGGUCGGCGAGGCUACCGAGACCGCUCUGAUUGUGCUGGCCGAGAAGCUGAACAGUUUCAGCGUGAACAAGUCUGGCCUGGACCGCCGCUCAGCCGCCAUCGCCUGCCGUGGGGAGAUCGAGACCAAGUGGAAGAAGGAGUUCACCCUGGAAUUCUCCCGCGACCGCAAGUCCAUGUCCUCGUACUGCACCCCCCUUAAGGCCUCCCGCUUGGGCACCGGCCCCAAGCUUUUCGUUAAGGGCGCCCCCGAGGGAGUCCUGGAGCGCUGCACACACGCCCGUGUUGGCACCACCAAGGUGCCUCUGACCUCGGCCCUGAAGGCCAAGAUCCUCGCGCUAACCGGCCAGUAUGGCACUGGACGCGACACUCUCCGCUGCCUGGCUUUGGCCGUCGCCGACAGUCCCAUGAAGCCCGAUGAAAUGGAUCUCGGCGACUCUACCAAGUUCUACCAGUACGAGGUCAACCUAACUUUCGUCGGAGUUGUGGGCAUGCUGGAUCCCCCCCGUAAGGAGGUGUUCGAUUCCAUUGUGCGCUGCCGCGCCGCCGGUAUCCGCGUUAUUGUGAUCACCGGUGACAACAAGGCCACUGCCGAAGCUAUCUGCCGCAGGAUCGGUGUGUUCGGCGAAGACGAAGACACAACCGGCAAGUCCUACUCCGGUCGUGAGUUUGAUGACCUCUCCCCCACCGAACAAAAGGCCGCCGUUGCCCGAUCCCGAUUGUUCUCCCGCGUGGAGCCCCAGCACAAGUCCAAGAUCGUUGAGUUCCUGCAGAGCAUGAACGAAAUCUCCGCCAUGACUGGUGACGGUGUGAACGACGCCCCCGCCCUGAAGAAGGCCGAAAUCGGUAUUGCCAUGGGCUCUGGUACCGCUGUCGCCAAGUCUGCCGCCGAGAUGGUUUUGGCUGACGACAACUUCUCCUCCAUCGUGUCCGCCGUUGAAGAAGGUCGCGCUAUUUACAACAACAUGAAGCAGUUUAUUCGUUACCUCAUCUCCUCGAACAUCGGUGAGGUCGUCUCCAUCUUCCUUACUGCUGCCCUCGGUCUGCCCGAGGCUCUGAUUCCCGUCCAGCUGCUCUGGGUCAACUUGGUUACUGAUGGUCUCCCAGCCACCGCUCUGGGCUUCAACCCUCCUGAUCUAGACAUCAUGGAGAAGCCCCCUAGGAAGGCCGAUGAGGGUCUCAUCUCUGGAUGGUUGUUCUUCCGUUACAUGGCUAUCGGCUUCUACGUCGGCGCUGCUACAGUUGGUGCCGCCGCCUGGUGGUUUGUGUUCUCCGACGAGGGCCCCAAACUGUCCUACUGGCAGCUCACCCAUCAUCUGGCCUGCUUGGGUGGAGGUGACGAGUUCAAGGGCGUGGACUGCAAGAUCUUCAGCGACCCUCACGCGAUGACCAUGGCCUUGUCCGUGCUGGUGACAAUCGAAAUGUUGAACGCAAUGAACAGCUUGUCUGAAAACCAGUCGCUGAUUACCAUGCCUCCAUGGUGCAACCUGUGGCUGAUUGGAUCAAUGGCACUCUCCUUCACUCUUCACUUUGUUAUUCUUUACGUCGAUGUCCUCUCCACCGUCUUCCAAGUGACACCGUUGUCUGCAGAGGAAUGGAUAACUGUGAUGAAAUUCUCAAUUCCUGUAGUUUUAUUAGAUGAGACAUUGAAGUUUGUUGCUAGAAAAAUCGCAGAUGGUGAGAGUCCUAUAUAUAAGAUGCAUGGGAUUGUGUUAAUGUGGGCUGUCUUCUUUGGCCUGCUGUACGCUAUGAUGCUUUAAGAAUAUAAUUAUAAUCCAUAAGCCCAACUUCAUUAUUCUAAUUUCUAGUAUAAAAAUGUUACUAAAUAUAAACAGAACAAGAAACCCACAAUUAUAUACAUCUAACGUAACGACUUUAA